This is a messenger RNA of Sitodiplosis mosellana (orange wheat blossom midge), 1056 nucleotides long. Its product is annotated as sal-like protein 4. Gene Ontology annotation, molecular function: DNA-binding transcription factor activity, RNA polymerase II-specific; RNA polymerase II cis-regulatory region sequence-specific DNA binding. Gene Ontology annotation, biological process: regulation of transcription by RNA polymerase II. The transcript has 2 exons. The record is from RefSeq and is a predicted model, not a curated record. NCBI's taxonomy places the organism in Eukaryota, Metazoa, Arthropoda, Insecta, Diptera, Cecidomyiidae. The annotation marks the transcript as partial. Gene Ontology annotation, cellular component: nucleus.
CAAAUGAACCCGUUCAAAGGUGUUGCUGGCAGACGCAAAAAGCGUAGACUAAAGUCCGAAAUGGUUGAAGUCAAGCAAGAGCCUGGUAUUAAGGAAGAGCCCAACGAUGGUGACGAUGUCUUGAACAUACCACGGCCAAGAGUUGAUGGAAGAUAUCGUGUGAAUUACGAGGGACCGUUCAACUUUGCAGAUGACUAUGAUGCGAUUAAAGAUGAAAUCAAAUUUGAGGGGAAUUUGAUACCAUGUGACCGAUCGAAUGAAACUGCUGCUAAUGAUGGUGACAACGAAAAGCCUAUGGAAGAUGGCAUCGAUGUGCAACAACCGAAACCAGUUAGCAGUGGAAAGAAACAGAUCGGAAGCUCCAAAAGACGAAACAAACGAACAAUUCCCGGGAAUCAAGCGGCCAAAAAGCAAAAGAAGCACAAAUGCCAUAAGUGCAAUCAUUUGGCACGUUGCAAGGCUGAACUAUUACAACACUUGCGAAUUCACACUGGAGAAAAGCCGCAUCGUUGCGAAGUAAUGAACCCGUUUAAAGGUGUUUCUGGUGGACGCACCAAAUGCAAGUCAAAGUGCGUGAGGGUUGAAGUCAAGCAGGAGCCUGGUAUUAAGGAAGAGCCUAACGAUGAUGGUGGUUUCAUCAACAUACCACGGCCAAGAGUUGACGGAAGAUAUCGUGUGAAUUACGAAGGGCCGAUUGACUUUGCCGGUGACUUCGAUCAAACUAAAGAUGAAAUCAAAUGCGAAGAAGAAGAGACGGGCACAGAAAAGGACUUGACACCAUGUAAUAGACCGAAUGAUAGCAUCGCUGCCAAUGCUGAUGACAACGAAGAGGCUACGGGUGAUGUAAUCGAUGUUCAACCACCGCAACCCGUCCGCAGUGGAAAGAAACCGAAUUCGAAUCCCAAAAGGCGAAACAAACGAACGAUUCCCAGGAAUCAAGCGGCCAAAAAGCAAAAGAAGCACAAAUGCCAUGUGUGCAAUCAUUUGGCACGUUGCAGCGCUGCACUCCAAAUACACUUGCGAACUCACACUGGAGAAAAGCCGUUUCAGUGUGAU